ACGAAAACUACCAUUUCCUAAACUUAUUCUACUAGCAAUACUUAAACCGUAGUAGCUUUUUGUGCCUCGCUAUAGCAACAUCAUUAUUCGUUGAGUUUCGUGCGUGAUAGACGUGUGCUCUUGCGGAUAUUUGUUUAAACGCAAAAGAUAACAUUUGGCGAUCGUGAUUAUUAUUUGAAUUUGGAAUCUAAGAAAGUAAACAUGGCUCUCGGAGGAGGAAUGUCCUGUGUGAAGUACCUACUUUUUUGCUUCAACCUUUUAUUCGCGAUCACCGGUCUCAUCAUUCUGAUAGUCGGCAUCAAGGCUCAGAUCAACUCGUGGCCAUACAUCGACCUCACCGAUGAGAACUUCUACACUUCCGGCCCUGUGGUGCUGAUCAUUGUGGGCAUUAUUGUUUUCAUCGUGGCCUUCUUCGGAUGCUGUGGCGCUGUUAAGGAGAACCAUUGCAUGAUAGUCACCUUCUCGGUGUUCCUGCUGAUCAUCUUCAUCGCCGAGAUGGCCGUGGGCAUUGCUGGGUACAUGAAGCACUCGGACCUGGAGGCCUCCAUCGUCCGCCAUCUGAACGAGACCAUCGACCAGUAUCCGACGAACAAGGAAGUGGCCAAGACAUUCGAUAUUGUGCAGACUGAUUUGGAGUGCUGCGGCAUCAAGGGUCCUGAAGACUGGGCGGCGCACAACCUGACCAUCCCCAGCACGUGCUGCACCGGCAUCGAGAUCAAUAACAGCAUGGCGGCGCAGUGCACCAGCUCCUCGCCCGGCUUCCACAGCGAGGGAUGUCUCGACAAACUGGUCACACACUUCAAGGACAUCGCCAUGGUGCUCGGAGGAGUUGGGCUCGGCAUCGCACUUGUGCAGUUGCUGGGAGUGAUCUUCGCAUGCUGCCUAGCCCGCUCCAUACGCAGCCAGUACGAGACGGUAUAAUUCAUCUACGACAAUACGAACUCCUCUAGAUAUACUUAUAGCGGUUCUUGAUAUUUUUUUCAGAUUAUAAUAAUUAUUUACUGUUGUGAUUUAAGUGUAACUACAAUUUUCUAUGUAUAUGUGGAUAUAAUUUAUUGUACCUAUUAUAAGUUUACGAUUUAAACUACAAAUGUAUACACUUUAAUAAUGUGGCAAAUAUGUUUAAGAAAUGAACGGAGUGUAAGGCACAACGCACAGUUUAUUGUCAACCCACAAAAGUGUGCUUAGCGUAGAAGACUGAUUUUUCGAAUAGAAAUGGUUUUUGUAAAUGCCAAUACGGUAGAAGUUUUCUUAAAUUUGUAUUUUCUUACCGAUCCGAGUUACUGAAAUAUAUUCUUCAUAUUGUAGUCAUUGUAAUGUAGGUGCACAUAUAUUGUAUUAUUAAAUAUACGUCGAUUAAGGUGCGAGUCGAUUUAAUAUUGGAUUGUAAUUAAACCGAUCUCUCAAUGUAACGUUUCAUGUUUUAGGAGACAUAAUAAAAUCGACAUUAUCUAAAAA
Molecule: messenger RNA, 1458 nt
Organism: Manduca sexta (tobacco hornworm)
Lineage: Eukaryota; Metazoa; Arthropoda; Insecta; Lepidoptera; Sphingidae
Product: CD63 antigen
Exons: 6
Coding region: 202-921 (239 amino acids)
Cellular component (GO): membrane
Source: RefSeq, a predicted model, not a curated record